Messenger RNA from Juglans regia (Persian walnut), 1206 nucleotides. RefSeq lists its product as uncharacterized. NCBI's taxonomy places the organism in Eukaryota, Viridiplantae, Streptophyta, Magnoliopsida, Fagales, Juglandaceae. The record is from RefSeq and is a predicted model, not a curated record. The transcript has a single exon. Bases 1 to 1206 code for a protein of 401 amino acids.
AUGCCCACUGCUUCUCUAUCAAGCUCCAAGGUAAAAGGUAAUUCCAUUUCUCACCAUCUUUAUCCAAUAAAUUCAGUUUUAUGCCAUGAUAAAUUAUCAUCCAAACAUGCUGCCUUUGCCACUUCCAUUCUUACUCACGCUGAACCACACACUUAUGCACAAGCUGUGAAAAGUCUAGAUUGGCGCAAAGCAAUGGAUAAUGAAAUUGCAAGUCCCAACAAAGUUUGCAAGUUGAACAAGAGUUUAUAUGGUCUUAAACAGGCAUCCCGACAAUGGUAUGCCAAAUUCUCUUCUUCCUUGUUACACUUUGGUUUUACUCAAUCUCGAGUUGAUUAUAGUCUCUUUACCAAAAGGAAUGGUACAUCUUUUAUCACAUUACUCGUAUAUGUUGAUGAUAUAGUUGUGGCUUCAAAUAAUUCUCAUGAAAUUUCUGCACUCAAAGUUUUUCUUGAAUCAAGAUUCAAAAUUAAAGACCUCGGUACACUCAAGUACUUUCUCGGAUUAGAGGAAGCUAGAACUUCAAAUGGGAUUCAAUUAUGCCAAAGGAAAUACGCUCUUGACAUAUUACAUGAUGCUAGUUUGAUUGGUUGCAAGGCUACCUUAAUUCCUAUGGACCUGAAUCUCAAAUUCAGCAAAGAUGAAGGCAAGCUACUUCAUGAUCCAUCUGAGUUCAGAAGGCUCAUUGGACGUCUCCUUUACCUCAGCAUCACAUGGCCUGACUUGUCAUUUUCAGGUAACUUGCUCAACCAAUACAUGAGAUCUCCUCGAGUCCCUCAUCUUCAAGCUGCACACAAAAUCCUACGCUAUGUGAAGAAGUCAGCUGGCCAAGGGUUAUUUUUCCCAUCAUCUUCAAUCUACCAGCUCACCUCAUACUGUGAUUCUGAUUGGGCUUCAUGUCCUGAUACAAGGAGGUCAACCACAUGUUAUUGUGUGUUCCUUGGUAAGUCCCUCGUCUCAUGGAAAUGCAAGAAACAAUCAAUUGUAUCUCGCAGUUCCGCUGAAGCAGAAUAUCGUUCCAUGGCUGCUGCAUCGUGUGAGCUUGUUUGGUUAAGAUUUUUACUUGCUGACCUCAUGAUUUCUCAUACUCAUCCAGCCAUUCUUCACUGUGACAGUAAGUCUGCCCUCUAUAUUGCCUCAAAUCCUAUUUUUCAUGAGAGGACCAAACAUAUUGAAUUAGAUUGUCAUCAUUGUGGGGGGAUGUACUAA